UUUUCGCUGUUAUAUUAGAAUUUUCCCCUAGGUGGCAAUAGCAGUGCAGUAGUUAAAACGGGAUGUGUAGAGCUAGCUGAAGAAGAAUCUGCCAGCCUUUUAUGCUCUGUGUUUGAUCAUGCCAGCAUGAAGUAAAGCUUUUUGGCUAAGCGCUACCUCGCUGUCCGUCUUCCUUAUAUGAGUACACAGGAUACUACAUUUGGCGACGAGGAUGGGAUGUGGGUGAGCUCAGAAGAGAAAGAGCAAUAGGAAGUUGGAGAGUGCAAGUACGCUGGAACUAGGCGGAUGUCGGAUGACGAGGAAGCUAACGUUAAUCAAGACGUCAAGAUGGCUAUGGCAAUGGUAGGAACACUUACUGCUUUUGACAGUCAGACCCAAACAUGGGAGGAAUAUGUCGAAGUGUUGGGACAUUUUUUCGUUGCCAAUGGGAUCGGGGAUGAAGAAAAAAAGAGGGCAAUAUUGUUAAGUUCUGUGGGUAGUCGGACAUACAGUUUAAUGAGGAACUUAUUGAGCCCGAACAAGCCUGGGGAAAAGUCAUAUGAGGAUUUGACUGAUCUGCUGCAGUUACAUUAUAACCCGAAGCCCAGUGAAAUAGUCCAAAGAUUUAAGUUUAAUUCCAGGACUAGAGCAGCGAAUGAAACGGUGACAGAGUAUGUGGCAGUGCUACGAGAGCUCGCUCAACAUUGCAACUACGGCGAUAAAUUGAAGGAGAUGCUACGUGACAGGAUCGUGUGUGGCAUAGCGGAUGAUCGCAUGCAGAGGAGAUUGUUGGCGGAGUCUGAGCUCACAUUUGAAAAAGCUUUGAAAGUGGCGUUGGCCAUGGAGACAGCAAGUAGGGAUGUGCGUGAUUUGCAACUGAAAACAUUGGAGGGCACCGUGAGCACAACUGCAUCACAAAUGUCAGUGCAUAAUGUGGAGUUAAACCAGAGAGGGCCAGGGAAGGUAACCCCGUUGACCUGUUACAGGUGUGGGGGUGGACAUUUGGCAAGAGACUGUCGUUUUAUUAAUGAAAAGUGCCAUGCUUGUGGGAAAAGGGGACAUUUGAAGAGAGUGUGCAAGUCCUCGCCUUUUGCAGACCAGAGUGUUAAGGGGGAGGAAAAAACAAGCAGUCUGUAG
Cyprinus carpio (common carp) is the source of this 1116-nucleotide messenger RNA. RefSeq lists its product as uncharacterized. Lineage: Eukaryota; Metazoa; Chordata; Actinopteri; Cypriniformes; Cyprinidae. Bases 286 to 1116 code for a protein of 276 amino acids. The record is from RefSeq and is a predicted model, not a curated record. The transcript has a single exon.